Messenger RNA from Drosophila pseudoobscura, 1580 nucleotides. It is a transcript of the gene Ir7f, whose product is annotated as Ionotropic receptor 7f. Lineage: Eukaryota; Metazoa; Arthropoda; Insecta; Diptera; Drosophilidae. The transcript has 2 exons. The record is from RefSeq and is a predicted model, not a curated record. Bases 61 to 1461 code for a protein of 466 amino acids.
GACUUUGAUGAUCAGGAGUAUUACUUCAUCUUCCUGCAGACACGCGAUCAUCUCAUACCCAUGGAACUGGGGCUGAUCCUGGAACAUUGCCUGGCGCAUUACUGGCUGCACUGCAACGUGAUGAUCCAGACAGCCGACGUGGAUGUGCUGGUUUACAGCUACUACCCGUACACGUCGGACCACUGCCAGGCGGCGUAUCCGGUGCAGGUGAAUCACUUUGAUGGCCAGCGCAUGGUCAACCCGACCAUGUUCCCCGAGAAGCUGCACCAGCUUCACGGCUGUCCCAUCUCCGUGCUCACCUGGCACCAGCCGCCCUUCGUGGAGCUGAAAUGGGACGAGCACAGCAACAGCCUGCGAGCCAGCGGCUUUGAGAUCCAGCUGGUUGACCAUCUGGCCCGCCUGCUCAACUUUACAGUGGAUCUGAUCAACCUGACGCUCAUCCAGCCGCAGCUCUAUCGCCUGGCCAAUGGGAGCAGCGAAGGACCCAUGGAGUUUCUCCUCGAGAGGCGGGCCAAUCUUAGCCUGGGGUACUUUCGGAAGACGGCACGCCGGAACCAGCUGCUGACCACCGGCAUGUCCUACUACUCAUCGCCCCUGGUGGCUGUGUUGCAGCGCGAGACCUAUCUCAUUGGUUCGCUGGCACUGCUCACCUUUCCCUUCGAGUGGACGGUGUGGCUAAUCUUGCUCGGGUCCCUGGCUCUGCAGAUAGCCAUUCGGAGAGCUGGAGUCCCGGUGCUGGAGCUGCUGUUGGGCCAGUCGCUGGCCCGCCUGCCACGCUCCUGGCUGCACAGGCUGGUCUUUGCCCACUGGCUGUACGCCGUGAUGCCACUGAGGAUCUGCUACCAGUCGCUGCUCUUCCACCUGAUCCGGAUGCAGCUGUUUGCGGCGCUGCCGGUCUCCCUGGAGCAACUGCUGGCGGAGAACUUUCAGGGCGUGUGCACCGGCAAUACGCUGCGAAUGCUGCACGAGAUGCCGCUGGUGGCGGGCCGGACGGAGAGCUUCUCGGGCCUGGCCACGCCCUACGACCAGGAGGUGCUGGAUUCACUGCAGCAGACUGGCGGCCACAAGGUCUUUGCCAUAGCAGGGAUGGACGUGACUCUGGCGUAUCUGCGGUCCAGCAGCCGUCCGGAUAGCUACCAUGUGGUGGGGCAGCCGGUGAAUGUGGAAUAUGCCGGCCUCUACAUGCCCAAGCACUCGUAUCUGUACGAGAAGGUGGACCACGCCAUCCGGCGGCUGGACGACACCGGAUUCAUACAGGCUUGGCGACGCGCCGCCUUCGUGGCCCACCGCAGGGAGGAGAAGCUGCCACAGGAACAUGAUCGACGCCGGUACAUCAGUAAUUCCCAAUUGUCCGGCGUCUACAAGCUGAUGACGGUGUUGUAUUCCAUUUGUGGCUUCGUUUUUGCCGGGGAGCUGCUGCUCCAACGCUGGCGAGACCGUCGGACUGGCCGAAGAACUUAGUUAAGAGCCCAAUCGAUUGCCCCAAGCACCCCUCCCAAUACUCCACUGCGUUCUGUGACCAUUAAUCAUGGGGAAGAAGUUUUCCUUUUCCUGCAAUUAAACGGAAAGUCACACAAAAA